AUGGCUGGAAAUGACGAUAAUAAACCUGAAAGUAAGGAAACAGGUAUUGAUGAAAAUGUACGCAAUGAUGAUGACAGUGAAAAUAUUCGAGAAGAAUACGAAACUUUGGACUCCAAAUUGGACGAACUAAAUUUAGCUCUUGACUUCUUAGAGAAGAAAAAUGACGAUAUUCAUCAAAAACUUAAAGAACUUUUACAGUCUAAUAUAGACAUUCGUCAACAAUUAAAAAAUGAAAAUUGUCAAGCUAAUGACAAUGAAUGA
This is a messenger RNA of Parnassius mnemosyne (clouded apollo), 261 nucleotides long. The record is from the annotation of a GenBank genome assembly. NCBI's taxonomy places the organism in Eukaryota, Metazoa, Arthropoda, Insecta, Lepidoptera, Papilionidae.